Molecule: messenger RNA, 993 nt
Organism: Rattus norvegicus (Norway rat)
Lineage: Eukaryota; Metazoa; Chordata; Mammalia; Rodentia; Muridae
Gene: Akr1b15
Product: aldo-keto reductase family 1 member B15
Biological process (GO): retinol metabolic process; lipid metabolic process
Cellular component (GO): cytoplasm; cytosol
Molecular function (GO): oxidoreductase activity; alcohol dehydrogenase (NADP+) activity; aldose reductase (NADPH) activity
Source: RefSeq, marked provisional
AGGACACAGACCUCUGCUCUCACAAAGAUUUCAGCAACAACCAUGGCAACCUUCGUGGAGCUCAGUACCAAAGCCAAGAUGCCCAUUGUGGGUCUGGGCACCUGGAAGUCUACGCCAAACCAAGUCAAGGAAGCUGUGAAGGCAGCCAUUGAUGCUGGGUAUCGCCAUAUUGACUGUGCGUAUGCAUAUUGCAACGAGAAUGAGGUGGGGGAAGCCAUCCAAGAGAAGAUCAAAGAGAAGGCUGUGAGGCGGGAGGACCUCUUCAUUGUCAGCAAGUUGUGGCCCACCUGCUUUGAGAAAAAACUGCUAAAGGAAGCCUUUCAGAAGACCCUCACGGAUCUCAAGCUGGACUACUUGGACCUCUAUCUUAUCCACUGGCCUCAGGGAUUUCAGGCAGGGAAGGAGUUAUUCCCCAAAGAUGAACAAGGCAACGUCCUCCCCAGUAAAACAACAUUCCUGGAAGCCUGGGAGGGCAUGGAGGAACUGGUGGACCAGGGGCUGGUGAAAGCUUUGGGCGUCUCCAACUUCAACCACUUCCAGAUCGAAAGGCUCCUGAACAAGCCUGGACUGAAACAUAAGCCAGUGACCAACCAGGUCGAGUGCCACCCUUACCUCACCCAGGAAAAACUGAUCCAGUACUGUCACUCCAAGGGCAUCGUGGUCACAGCCUACAGUCCCCUGGGCUCCCCAGACAGGCCUAGGGCCAAGCCAGAUGACCCUUCACUAUUACAGGACCCCAAGAUUAAAGAGAUUGCCGCCAAGCACAAGAAAACCACAGCCCAGGUUCUUAUUCGGUUCCACAUCCAGAGGAACGUGGUAGUGAUCCCCAAGUCUGUGACGCCAGCACGUAUACAGGAGAACAUUCAGGUCUUUGACUUCCAGUUGAGCGACCAGGAGAUGGCCACUAUCCUGAGCUUCAACAGAAACUGGAGGGCCUGCCUGCUGCCUGAGACAGUCAACAUGGAAGAGUUUCCCUAUGACGCAGAGUACUGA